Messenger RNA from Phytophthora nicotianae INRA-310, 129 nucleotides. RefSeq lists its product as hypothetical. The record is from RefSeq and is a predicted model, not a curated record. The transcript has a single exon. Bases 1 to 129 code for a protein of 42 amino acids. Lineage: Eukaryota; Oomycota; Peronosporomycetes; Peronosporales; Peronosporaceae.
AUGGUACGACAACAGCACGCGUACCAAGUAGAUGACCAUUUGAUGCUUUGCAUUCCGGCCAAAGACCGCAAAAACAAGUACAGAUACAUAGCCAACGGACCAUUCACAAUUGUGACUGUGCAAGAGUGA